Ambispora leptoticha is the source of this 1462-nucleotide messenger RNA. NCBI's taxonomy places the organism in Eukaryota, Fungi, Glomeromycota, Glomeromycetes, Archaeosporales, Ambisporaceae. The record is from the annotation of a GenBank genome assembly.
UGACUCUCAAAGUGUUUCUGUAACUAUCAGAAGUGGUGAUAGAGAUGCUGCUCUUCUGUCAAAUAACGGACAAUCAUCAGACUCAUCAAUACAGCCACCAUUACAAUCAUCAUUAGAAUCAUUAGCAAUACCAUCAUCAUUAGUAAUACCAUCAUUAACAAUACCUUCACAAUUAACGCCAAUAAUUUCAUCGUUACUUUCAUCACCUUUUUCAUUACCAUCAUCAAUAUUACUAUCUUUAGACCCCUCAACCUCAGCACCCUCGCCAUCACUGUCUUCACAAUCCCCUAUUUUAACGUCAGAUCUAAUUACUUCCUCAAGUUUACCAAGUUCAGUAACUUCAAUUCUUGCUUCUACAACAACAGCUGCCUCUAGUUCUCCUAUAUCCACUUCGACCAUUGUGCCUACUUCUACUGCUUCUUCCUCGUCAAUAAUUAAGCCGACAGAUUUUCACAAAACUCCACCCUUUGAUAAUGGACCACUUCCCACUUCUGAAGUGACAUCCACCACGAAUUUUACUAAUGAAUCGAACAAUUCUGAUGGAAAAAAUAAAUUGAACACGGGAAUAAUUCUUGGAAUAAUUUUUGCAAUUUUGAUCAUUCUACUUAUUCUCGCUUACUUUGGAUAUCGAGCAAUCAGACGACGUAAAAAAGGUAAAGGAGUCAUGCGUUUACCGCAAGAUCUCGAAACAACUUAUUUGCCAUCUAUGACGCAUGCGAUUCCAGCACAUCAAGAACGACAUCUUGACUUGGAAUUACCGACACAACCAUUUUCUUUUCUUAGCCUAUACAAAAAUCCCAGUACAUCUUCGUUUAUUGAAGAUUUCAAUGAUAUAGCAUCCGGAUCAGGAGCGAAUGGAACAUUUAAUCGUGAUGAUGCCGUUGGUAGUACAUCAGGUGGCAAUGGUAUAAAUAAUAAUAAUAGUAGUAGAUUUUUAUAUGGUGAGACUGUUGUUGGAAAUACCACAUCCUCUAUAAAUAUGUUUGGGGCUGGAUUGGGUCUUAGAAGAUCUUCUAGUGCACCUUCUUCGCCCUCUUCGCCCACAGGCGAGAAAGUAGUGGAGAUGGAAUUGAUAGCCCCGGCUUCUGAACAAAUCUUAGUUACCAGAGAUCGAACCGUUCAAGUUGAACAUGUGCCAUCCUCUGAUAUUACAAAUGCAAAUCCUCCCUCGCCUAGAAUUCAAACUGAACAGCAAUCUCCACUUGAAAAUCCAUUCAUGGAACAUGCGAAUCCAUUCGAAGGAGGAUCCCCUGAAGAAGAUAGUUGGGAGGAAUUCGAGGAUACUUCAGAAGAUCAUGAAGUAAUGGCUUUCUCAAUUGAGGAUGUUUUUCCAAAGCCUCCAGAGAGACAUCAUGAUGCUGUUUCCUUUUUCACAUGCGGUCAACCUAAUGAAAUCACCUCCUUGAAUGAAACAGUUCGUCCAAUGCAAUCUCAAAAACAAACACCUGAAACAAAUAAAUAA